GUGGGAAAAAGGAAACAAUCCUUAAAAGGCACUGUUUGCAUGACUGGUCAUCAGAUAUCAUGGAACAGCAGCACCUGGCCAGGUUGCUAAGAUCCUUUUGAGCAGUGUGAGUGCACUGUGGUUUACUGCAGCGAGAUUAAACUACAGGUUGGAUAGCAGAUCCAUGUGGAUUGAAUGCACCAUAGAUUGAUAUAUUUACAUUGGAUAUAUUUCUGCUCAGGAAACAAAAAAAUUGAAGAAAAACAGAUGGAUUAAAUAACACACAAUUGUAGAAAUCUAAACUACAAUUUGUUAAAAGCUCAGAGGAUUAUGACUUAACGGCUACUAGGUCACUAUUGUUUCCUUGUGUUCAAAGCAAAUCAAUUGCCAUAAGGGAUGCCUUAUCUCACACUUAUGGAAAUUAAUGUGUGAAAAUCAAAGCAAGAGAUAACUCUGCCAAUUAACAGUACAGAGAGAAUCAGUGCCAAUAUUUUACGUAUCACUUUUACUAAUCAAGGGAUCCUCCUCUUCUUUUUAAGAAUCCUUUUGAGUGUUAUCUGGAAAGAUAAACAUUGCAUUGUUCAGUAUUCAGGCAAUGGGUACUGAUUGUCAACAUGUUCUUCAAAUAAGUGACUCAAAGUAUCCGUCUCUCAGGUCACUUCAUCAGUCUGCCAAGUCCACCGCUGUCGGGAAAGGCAAAGUUGGACAACACUCUAAGAUGUUUAUUUGGACCAGUGGCCGGUCCGCCUCAUCGUACAGACCAGAUGAAAGAAGAAACUUUUACCAUAAAAUCAAGGACCAUGACCUUCUGGACAAAAGGAAAACUGUGACAGCACUAAAAGCGGGAGAAGACAGAGCAAUCCUCCUGGGGCUUACAAUGAUGGUCUGUUCCAUUAUGAUGUAUUUUCUCCUAGGAAUAACACUACUUCGUUCAUACAUGCAGAGUGUGUGGACAGUAGAAACUCAAUGCACGUUAUUGAAUGCUUCGAUAACAGAAACCUUCAACUGCUCUUUUAGCUGUGGUCCAGACUGCUGGAAAAUCUCACAGUACCCCUGUCUACAGGUCCAUGUAAACCUGACCUUAUCGGGACAGAAGGUUCUUCUGUACCACAAUGAGGAAACUUUGAAAGUAAAUACAGAGUGUUCAUACAUACCACAAUGUGGAAAAAAUUAUGAAGACUCAAUGUCACUUGUUAAUAUCAUCAUGGAGAACUUCCGGAAACAUCAAAGAUUUUCAUGUUUUUAUGAUCCAGAAGGAAAUCAAAAGAAUGUCAUUUUAACCAAACUUUACAGCUCCAAUGUAUUAUUUCACGCAUUAUUUUGGCCGACAUGUAUGAUGAUUGGAGGUAUCGCCAUCGUCGCCAUGGUGAAGCUCACACAGUACCUCUCCCUUCUAUGUGAGAGAAUCCAAAGGGUCAACAGAUAAAACCAGUUCUGAAGUUACUUUACAACAGAAUACUGUUUCUUUUAUUUUCAUUCUUCACCAAAGAACCUUAAGUUUGUAAUGUGCCAGUCUGUUUAUAAGUUCCUUAAUCUAUUCUUAUAAGUAGAGCAAUAAUGCAAAAUCUGUUCUUUAUGCAAACAAAAUGUCAUAUUUGGAGAAAGAAACUGUGGUAAUUAUUUUGUGGUCUUCAGUCUUUUAUUUACAGUCAAAACAGGGCUCAUUUAAGGGGAAAAUAUCUUGACAUUCUGUCUUAUAAAAGUCUUAUAACAUCCUAAAAAACAAAUAAAUUUUGUGGUUUUGAUUUUUA
Messenger RNA from Rana temporaria (common frog), 1730 nucleotides. It is a transcript of the gene KCNMB2, whose product is annotated as potassium calcium-activated channel subfamily M regulatory beta subunit 2. Lineage: Eukaryota; Metazoa; Chordata; Amphibia; Anura; Ranidae. Gene Ontology annotation, cellular component: voltage-gated potassium channel complex; membrane. Gene Ontology annotation, biological process: detection of calcium ion; potassium ion transport. The record is from RefSeq and is a predicted model, not a curated record. The coding region runs from base 575 to 1405 and encodes 276 amino acids. Gene Ontology annotation, molecular function: potassium channel regulator activity; calcium-activated potassium channel activity. The transcript is spliced from 4 exons.